Chaetura pelagica (chimney swift) is the source of this 1533-nucleotide messenger RNA. RefSeq names its product RAD21-like 1 (S. pombe) (gene RAD21L1). The transcript has 12 exons. The record is from RefSeq and is a predicted model, not a curated record. Gene Ontology annotation, molecular function: protein binding; chromatin binding. Bases 1 to 1533 code for a protein of 510 amino acids. Gene Ontology annotation, biological process: mitotic sister chromatid cohesion; synaptonemal complex assembly; replication-born double-strand break repair via sister chromatid exchange. Gene Ontology annotation, cellular component: synaptonemal complex; cohesin complex. NCBI's taxonomy places the organism in Eukaryota, Metazoa, Chordata, Aves, Apodiformes, Apodidae.
AUGUUCUACGUGCAUCUGCUGGUCAACAAGCGCGGGCCCCUGGCCAAGAUCUGGCUCGCUGCCCACUGGGAGAAGAAGCUCACCAAAGCUCAUAUCUUCGAGUGCAAUUUAGAGACCACCGUUGAAAGGAUCAUGUCUGCAAAGUUUACAAUAGCUCUGCGAACCUCUGGGCACUUACUCCUUGGAGUAGUGAGGAUUUACCACAGGAAAGCAAAGUACCUCUUGGCAGACUGUACUGAAGCUCUGACAAAAAUGAAGACAGCUUUUCGCCCGGGACUUGUUGACCUUCCACAAGAAGUCUCUGAAGCUGCUUAUCAGUCCAUCACAUUGCCUGAAGAAUUUCAUGAUUUUGAAACAACGUUACCUGAUUUAAAUGCCAUUGAUGUUGCUGAGCAUUUUGCCUUGAAUCAGAGCAGAGCUGAAGACAUCACACUAGCAGAGGAUUAUGAAAGCAAUAUACUUCUCUGUGAUAGAAACUUUGAAAUCCUGUUGAGGGAUGAGCCAAAUGGCCUGGAGAGAGACAUUCUUGACCUGGAGGAACAACAUCAUUUGCCACAGGACCUGCCAGAGAAGAGCACAGCCAUUGAGUCCAAUUGUGCAGACACCAACAUUAAGGAAGUCAGUCAUCCAACAAACAAGACAGUGCUGUUCCUGAGGGAAGAAGAAGGAUUUGUGCUUGAGCCUGUUGAUGAUACAGGUGUCACCCAGAGGAAAAAAAAUAAAAGAAAGAGGAAGUUGCUUGUGGAUGUAGAGAAGGAACUUAGCUGCAAAGCUAUAUACAACCAACUGAACAACUGCACAGACAUCCUUGCUACAUUGGACCUAGCACCCCCAACAAAAAAAACCAUGAUGUGGAAGAAGUCAGGAGGUGUGGAUAAACUUCUGGCCCACGCGGCGCAGCCUGUGGUUCAUGCCAAGCUGCAAAUGUUGUUUGCAAAAUGCUUCAAGAGUAACGGAUUGGGGCUGGGAAGGAAUGGGAUGGAGGAGGAGCCUGAAAUUGAAGAAACAAGAAACGAGCAAGAUACCACAGAGAUGCUGAUAGAAGAGCCAAGUUCCCUGCAGGAGGCAGCUCAUUCUGAGACUGAGAUUAAAGAUAGAAAUGAUUCGUUUAUGUUGACAUCACAGAAUAAAAGAAAUGAAGCUGAUGACAACUGUGGUGCAACUCUAGAAGGAGCAGCUUUCUCAGAGAGCUCCUCCCUGGCCACCCACUCCCUGGGCCCAGCAGGUGAACCCCAGCCAGCAGAGUCAGCCAAGGAACAGGUACCCAAAGAGCUAACAAGGAAUGGGAAAGACUGUGAAGAAACAAGAAGCAAAAGAACUCUUCAGUUCUUAAGAACUUUACAGCACCUGAAGAGCUCAGGCAUGAAUUCCUUCAGCUUCCAGGAGCUCUGCUGGAAAAGCAGCCGGAAUGAAGCAGCAGCCAAGUUUUACACCCUUCUGGUCCUGAAGAAGCAGUUGGUUAUUGAGCUUCAUCAGAGUGCUCCCUUCACAGACAUCACAGCCACCCCGGGCCUCAUGUUCAGCACUUACUGA